Spinacia oleracea (spinach) is the source of this 2484-nucleotide messenger RNA. RefSeq names its product pentatricopeptide repeat-containing protein At2g03880, mitochondrial. The record is from RefSeq and is a predicted model, not a curated record. Gene Ontology annotation, biological process: RNA modification. Bases 235 to 2154 code for a protein of 639 amino acids. Lineage: Eukaryota; Viridiplantae; Streptophyta; Magnoliopsida; Caryophyllales; Amaranthaceae. The transcript has a single exon. Gene Ontology annotation, molecular function: protein binding; RNA binding; zinc ion binding.
UUAUUUUAUCCUCACUGCUGGGAGUGCUCUAAGACGAGGUUGCCCAAUCGGAGCCAAAUUCCAGAGUCAACUGUGGCCCAACCAAGUAGCCCUUCUGAUUUUGAACAUUUCAUAUUUUCAUCCCAAAAAAAUUGCGUCAAUUUACCAAAUUUAAAAUUUGAUAGAUUUUGCUAUUUUAUCUUAAUCCCAGAAACAAUGUAAUUCUAAACUUUAACGCUAACCAAUUAAUUAACUAUGAACUUACUAUUUCCAAAGUUAAAAUCCAUUGAAAGAUUUCCUCUGUUCUUGUUACGUUCAUACUUAGUACCAGCAAAUUUACCACAAAAUGCAACAAGUUAUUCAAAUUUAAUCGAAGAAUUCACCAAAUUCUGCUACGAAAGAGAUUUACCCAGAUCAAUAAAUGCUAUGAAAUGCUUGGAAAACCAUGGUUUAAUGGCGGAUAGUGUUGCUUACUCUGAGCUCAUCAAAUCUUGCAUUUCUAAAAAGGCAAUUGAGGAAGGAAAACUUGUUCAUAAGCAUUUGCUCUCAAAUGGGAACCAACCCAAAUCAUUUUUACUUAGCAUGUUGGUGAAUAUGUAUGUGAAGUUUAACCUUUUGGGCGAAGCAGAGAAGCUGUUUGAUAAAAUGCCUGAAAGAAAUGUUGUUACUUGGACUACAAUGAUUUCUGCUUAUUCUAACGCUAAGAUUGGGCGUAAGGCUCUGGAGUUCUUGAUUUUGAUGCUUCGAGACGGGGUUAUCCCGAAUAUGUAUACAUUCUCCUCAGUUUUGAGAGCUUGUGAUGGGAUGUUGAGCCUUAGGCAGAUACAUUGUGGUUUGUUCAAAUAUGGUUUAGAGUCUGAUGUCUUUGUGAGGAGUGCUUUGAUUGAUGUUUAUGCAAAGUGGGGAGAAUUAGAUAAUGCACUAGCUGUUUUUGAGGAGUUUGUGACAGGGGAUUUGGUUGUUUGGAAUUCGAUAAUUGGAGCUUUUGCACAGAAUAGUGACAGUGAUGAAGCUUUGAAUCUUUUCAAGAGGAUGAAGAGGGCUGGUUUUGCAGCCGAGCAAGCAACAUUGACUAGCACUCUAAGAGCAGUUACUGGGUUAUCACUAUUAGAAUUAGGGAGACAAGUGCAUGUUCAUGUGGUGAAGUAUGAUCAAGAUUUGAUCCUCAACAAUGCCCUUCUAGAUAUGUAUUGCAAGUGUGGUGGGUUAGAUGAUGCGCGCUUGUUUUUCACCCAGAUGAAGGAAAGAGAUGUUAUCACUUGGAGCACUAUGAUUAUUGGAUUAGCUCAAAAUGGAUUCAGUAAAGAAGCCCUAAGCUUGUUUGAGAAGAUGAAACAAACCGGGACAAAACCAAACUAUAUCACCAUUGUCGGUGUCUUAUUUGCUUGUAGCCAUGCUGGUCUUUUAGAGGAAGGGUGGUAUUAUUUUCAAUCCAUGAAGAAGCUUUUCGGGGUUGAUCCUGGUAGAGAGCAUUACGGAUGCAUGAUUGAUCUUCUAGGAAGGGCAGGUAAGCUUGAUGAUGCUGUUAAAUUACUGCACGAAAUGAACUGUGAACCUGAUGUAGUAACUUGGAGAACCUUACUUGGUGCUUGUAAGAUCCACAAAAAUGCAGAAAUUGCUAUUUAUUCUGCAAAGAAAAUCUUGAAGCUAGAACCAGAUGAUGUCGGGACAUAUAUACUAUUAUCAAAUAUCUAUGAGAAUUCUCAGAGAUGGGAAGAUGCCAUGAAUGUAAGAAAGACAAUGAAAGAAAGAGGACUUAGAAAGGAACCAGGAUGCAGCUGGAUUGAAGUAGAUAAAAGAAUCCAUGCUUUUAUCUUCAGAGAUACGUCACAUCCUCAAAUAGACGACAUUAUCAGGGAGCUGAAUCGGUUGGUUCUGAAACUGAGAGGGAUAGGUUAUAUUCCUGAAACAAACUUCAUAUUGCAAGAUGUUGAAGGGGAGCAAAAGGAAGAUUCGCUUCAGUACCAUAGUGAGAAACUUGCUAUUGUUUUUGGGUUGAUGAGUUUGCCAAGAGAAAGUGUUAUUAGGAUUAGGAAGAAUCUUAGGAUUUGUGGGGAUUGCCAUCUGUUUGCAAAGCUUGUUGCUAAAACAGAGAAGAGAAUUAUUGUGAUAAGAGACCAAGUAAGGUACCAUCAUUUUCAAGAUGGUAAGUGUUCAUGUGGGGAUUAUUGGUAGAUGAAUUCAAGUGUAGUAAGAGAGAUGAACAGUUGCAGAACUGUACUAUAUCAGCUUUCUGUGUGUCUCUCAGUAUACGGCAAGAAGAACUGUACCAUAGAUCUGGAUACUGUUAUAGUGACAACCAUUUGUUGUGAUACUAUAUGUGUAAUAAACUUCGGCUGCAAAUCUUAAUUCGCAGGCCAAUUUGAAAUUAUUUUAGGAACGGAAAGCUUCAUCCGUCACCAUUUGUUUCCCAUCAGUCUUUCUGAAUGUGUGUGUAUGAAGAAGCUUAGCAGUACGGUAUUUUUUAUCUGAAAUGAUGAAGUCGUGAACUAGUUGGUUUUGGUC